AUGCCGGGAUUUGGGAUGAAUGUGGGACACUGGGCCACCCUACAGCCGCUUGUGGAAGUGAGCUUCCAGGCCAAGGAGGCGGAUGGGAAGGCCUACAGCUCUGACGAGGAGAAGCCCGAGGCCCCUGCAGCCAGCAGCGAGCAGGACGAGGAGGGCUCCGGGGGUGACAGUGAAGACGACAGCUUCCUGGACACAGCGGCCGGGGCCCCCGGGGCCCUGGCGGGGCCCGCACCCAAGCUGAAGGGAGGCCUGGGGACUGGCGCGGAAGAGGGGGCGCCCGUGGCCGCCGGGGUGGCGGCUCCGGGGGGCAAGAGCCGGCGGCGACGCACGGCGUUCACCAGCGAGCAGCUGCUGGAGCUGGAGAAGGAGUUCCACUGCAAGAAGUACCUGUCCCUCACGGAGCGCUCGCAGAUCGCGCACGCCCUCAAGCUCAGCGAGGUGCAGGUCAAGAUCUGGUUCCAGAACCGCCGCGCCAAGUGGAAGCGCAUCAAGGCCGGCAACGUGAGCAGCCGCUCGGGGGAGCCCGUGAGGAACCCCAAGAUUGUGGUACCCAUCCCCGUGCACGUCAACAGGUUUGCGGUACGGAGCCAGCACCAACAGAUGGAGCAGGGCACGCGGCCCUGAGCCCCGGGACGGGGGCGGGGGGGCACCGUGGACGCUGGGCUGGGGGUGCCGGCCCCCGGGGGCCCCACAGGCUGAGGAGUGGCCGGGCCCAGAUUAUUUAUUUGUGUAAAGUGUACAUAUGGUGUGCCCCCCUCGGGGUCUCCCCCUGGGGUGCCCUGGUGCUCAGCCAGAGUUCCGUCUCGGCUCGCUGUCCGUGGUCCAAGCGCGGGCAGGGCCCUAGGCCGGCUGUCCCCGUGUCGCCCGUGUCAGCUGUCUCGACUGGCAGCUCUCUGCUUGUCCCUCUGCAGCCCGGUCUCCCUCUCACUGUGUCCCCAGAGGGACAUGGAGGACCUGAUUGGGUGUUGGGACCAGGGGCUCGGCCCGCGCUCACGGUAACACCACGGCUUGUCUGGGUCCUUCUCUGCCACGCUGUGAUGUUCGAGGGCCAUGGGACGGUACGGCACUGAGGUGAAGCUGGAGUGUCAACACUUCACUAAAGACCAGCUGAGGGGCCAGCUGAGGACAGGGCUGCGUGUGUGCCUCGGGGAAGCAGGGUGCGGGGGCCAGGGGCGGGGCACGCAGGUGAACUAAGGCUUUGCGAGCUCCUGGGAGCCACCACCAUGCGGGAACACGGGCCUAGGGGGCCAAGCCCACCCCCCUCAGGAGGACCUCCAUGCCUGCAGAGCCCGGACACGAGACCCACGGGGACACGUGGGAUCAGGAAGAAACAGCCUUGGUUUGGGAGCAGAGACCGAGGCUGAGUGAGGCCGGGACGGGAGAGGACUCGGCCAGGGGCUCUCCCCAGAGUGGGGUGGGAUGGGAGAGAGGCUCAGAUUUUCUUAUUCCCUCCCAGCAAGCUGGUCCCCCACACCCACUCCCACCACACCUCAGAGCAGACUCCAGCGGCUCCAGCAACGCAAUAGCGCAGCCUGAGUUGGGUUCCAGUGAUACACGCCAACCCAGGAUGGGUCAGCAAGGUGCUAGGGUUCCGUUUCCCCUGGAAAGAUCCAGACCCCCUCCCAAUCCAGUCCGCAGCACCAGGGAGGUGUGGGCUUGAGUCAGAGAAGCCAGCUGAGGGGCUCUGGGUUCAGUGCCAGGGCGGAGACAGGGUGGGUGUACAGGCCAAGGGCUGCAGAGAACCAGUGGGAGCCAAGACCUUGCCAUCACUGUCCCAUGGACUCAGCUGCUCAAAGCCUCCUGCUGUCACCGGGCAGCUGUGCCCAUUAGGGGACAGGAGGCAAUGGCUGCUCUCAGCUUCUGCACCCCAGACUUCCCCCAUGCACACAUUCAGCCUGUCUCUGCUUUGCCCUCGUCCGUAGGCCCCUAGCAGCCUCGCAGGGGGGCUCUGGACUAAAAAAAAAAAAUAAAAUAAACAAACAUCUGGUUUUCUCUGUGAACGGCCUCCCUCUUUACCGCACAAGGGCAGGUGCCCGGGAGAAGGCUGGGGCCCCGUGCUGGCGUCCCCAGGACAAGGGCCAGCAGACAAGGGCCAGGAACGGAGCUCGGCCCCACGUGGUUCUGGGGUCACAGCAGCAUCCAGUCAAGAAGCAAAGCUGGGGCCCUGAUCAAACCCCCACAUCGGCAACAGGUUGUCGGAUCGGAAGCGGCUGUCCCACCAUCAGUCACCUCCUUCCUUCCCUUUGGAGAGCAGCAUCCAGGAGCCAGGUGGUAGAGCCCCUGACAGAACCCACCUGUUCCCAUAUGCAAGGACCCGGGUUCAAACCCCCGGCCCCCACCUACAGGAUGGAAGCUUCACAAGUAGGGAAGCAGGGCGGCGGGUGUUUCUUCUCUCUGCUCUUUAGCUCAUAUUAAAAAAAAAAAAAUUAAGAGUAGUAUUUUGGGGGCUGGAUGGUGCUGGUUAAGCACACACAUUAUCAAGUGCAAAAACAUGGGUUCAAGCCCCCGGUCCCCAACUGCAGGAG
Erinaceus europaeus (western European hedgehog) is the source of this 2525-nucleotide messenger RNA. RefSeq names its product homeobox protein GBX-1-like. The coding region runs from base 1 to 624 and encodes 207 amino acids. Gene Ontology annotation, molecular function: RNA polymerase II transcription regulatory region sequence-specific DNA binding; DNA-binding transcription factor activity, RNA polymerase II-specific. Gene Ontology annotation, cellular component: nucleus. NCBI's taxonomy places the organism in Eukaryota, Metazoa, Chordata, Mammalia, Eulipotyphla, Erinaceidae. The transcript has 2 exons. The record is from RefSeq and is a predicted model, not a curated record. Gene Ontology annotation, biological process: regulation of transcription by RNA polymerase II; regulation of nervous system development.